Umbelopsis ramanniana AG is the source of this 1469-nucleotide messenger RNA. RefSeq lists its product as uncharacterized. Gene Ontology annotation, cellular component: cytoplasm. The transcript has 4 exons. Gene Ontology annotation, biological process: small GTPase-mediated signal transduction; protein transport; vesicle-mediated transport. The coding region runs from base 85 to 1440 and encodes 451 amino acids. The record is from RefSeq and is a predicted model, not a curated record. Gene Ontology annotation, molecular function: Rab GDP-dissociation inhibitor activity. Lineage: Eukaryota; Fungi; Mucoromycota; Umbelopsidomycetes; Umbelopsidales; Umbelopsidaceae.
UCACGCCACUCAUCAGCAGCCUUCACACACAGUUUCAAGAACCGCCUUUGUCACUCACAUCUCUCUACACUUGACCCCGUCAUCAUGGAUGAAGAAUACGACUGCAUUGUUCUUGGCACUGGUUUAACCGAGUGCAUUCUCUCUGGCCUACUCUCCGUUGAAGGCAAGAAAGUGCUUCACAUUGAUCGCAACGACUAUUAUGGUGCUGAAUGCGCUUCGCUUAACUUGGAUCAGCUUUGGAACAAGUUCAGACCCGGACAGACUCCUCCCGAAUCCAUUGGCCGCAAUCGUGAUUACAACGUUGAUUUGGUCCCCAAGUUCAUGAUGGCCAACGGUGAAAUCAUCCGCUUCUUGACCCACACCGAUGUCACUCGCUACCUCGAGUUCAAGCAGAUCGCUGGUUCAUAUGUCUUUGCCAGUGGCAAGAUUUACAAGGUCCCUUCCACUGAAGUUGAGGCCGUCACAUCAUCUCUUUUCGGUUUGUUUGAAAAGCGCCGUGCCAAGAAGUUCUUUGAGUUCAUUCAAAGCUACAGAGAGGACGACCCUUCCACCCACCAAGGUUUGAACUUGGAUAAGAACACAAUGAUUGAUGUCUACACCAAGUUCGGAUUGGCUCCUGCCAGUCAAGAGUUCCUUGGUCACGCCAUGGCUCUCCACUUGGAUGAUGGAUAUAUCAAUCAACCCGCUCGUGAAACCAUUGAGAAGAUUCGCCUCUACGCCGCUUCCAUGGCCCGUUACGGUAAGAGCCCUUACCUCUACCCUCUUUACGGUCUCGGUGAAAUGCCCCAAGGCUUUGCCCGCUAUCCUAUCAGUCUAAGUGCCAUCUAUGGAGGUACCUACAUGCUCGAUAAGAAGGUUGACGAGAUUGUCUACGACUCAGAGGGCAAGGUUUCUGGAGUUCGAUCUGGGGAUGAGGUCGCAAAGACCAAGCUUGUCAUUUGCGAUCCCUCAUAUGCCAGCAACAAGGUUCGCACUGUUGGAAGUGUUGUCCGUGCUAUCUGCAUUUUGGACCACCCCAUACCCAACACCAGCGAUGCCGAUUCAGUUCAGGUUGUCAUUCCUCAAGGACAGAUUGGUCGUAAGCACGAUGUCUAUGUUGCCUGCGUCAGCUCAGCUCACAAUGUUUGCGCCAAGGACAAGUACCUCGCCAUUGUUUCAACUAUUGUCGAAGGCAACGGUAACCCCGAACAAGAAUUGGAAGCUGGUUUCAAGCUUUUGGGUCCUAUUCGGGAGAAGUUUGUCUCUGUUUCUCCUUUGGAGGAGCCUCUUGCUGAUGGCAAGGAUGACCAAGUUUUCAUCUCUCGCUCAUACGAUGCCACUUCUCAUUUUGAAACUGUGUGCGACGAUGUCCAUGAUUUGUACAAGCGUAUCACUGGCCAACCUCUUGUCCUCAAGCAACGAUCCACUCAAGAGCAGGAACAAGCUGAAAUGGCUGCCUAAACACAUCUUCUCUAUUUACACGCUUUUUU